Mucor mucedo is the source of this 352-nucleotide messenger RNA. RefSeq lists its product as uncharacterized. The transcript is spliced from 2 exons. The record is from RefSeq and is a predicted model, not a curated record. Bases 65 to 289 code for a protein of 74 amino acids. Gene Ontology annotation, biological process: mitochondrial electron transport, ubiquinol to cytochrome c. NCBI's taxonomy places the organism in Eukaryota, Fungi, Mucoromycota, Mucoromycetes, Mucorales, Mucoraceae.
CCAGCCGCAUUCUCAACAGUUUUCUUCUUUUUUUUUUAUUAUUCUUUUUGUCCAUCGUCUUCCAAUGGUCGUUCCUGUCAUUCAAUCUUACCCUCAUUACAAGUAUAUUACGCCCGGAAAACUAGUUAGAGUAGCUCCUACUUUAGCUGUGUGGGGAUUUGCCACUGCUGCUGCUUUAGCAUUGUUGGGAUCCGAUAUUCCUAUUGUCAGAGCGGAUGUCUUGGGAAGAAUACCUUUGGCCGGUAAAUAUUUCCCUGUUCAAAGUGGAAAGGAAGAAGAGGAAGAUUAAACACUCUUAUCUUAAUAAAAAAAAAAGCACGCGACUUUUUUUGUCAAUGCCACACACUUAAAA